Messenger RNA from Sinocyclocheilus rhinocerous, 805 nucleotides. Its product is annotated as tumor necrosis factor receptor superfamily member 13C-like. The record is from RefSeq and is a predicted model, not a curated record. Gene Ontology annotation, molecular function: signaling receptor activity. NCBI's taxonomy places the organism in Eukaryota, Metazoa, Chordata, Actinopteri, Cypriniformes, Cyprinidae. Gene Ontology annotation, cellular component: external side of plasma membrane. Gene Ontology annotation, biological process: B cell costimulation; T cell costimulation; tumor necrosis factor-mediated signaling pathway. Bases 83 to 574 code for a protein of 163 amino acids. The transcript is spliced from 4 exons.
AGUCAUCAUUAUUCUUCUCAGCUGUGAUGGAGAGAAGAUCAUCUGCUCCUGGAUGACUUAAACCAUUAUUUUAUCAGUAGUGAUGGAGAGGAGAGCAUGUCCUCCUGGUUCUCAGUGGGAUUCUCUGCUCAAGCAUUGCAUCUCCCACAGAUCCCUGGGACUGACACCAUCAGCGGUUCCUCCGCCGGUCCUGAAGCCGGUGCUGAGCACCAGAGGUCUGGAUGAGUCCUGGUCCUCCAUCAGCCCCAGCGUGUGGAUCUGUGUCGGGCUGGUCGUGAGUGUGUCGGUUCUGGUGCUGCUGCUUUGGUUCAUCAUCUACAGACGCCACAGCAGGACCUCACAGAGCACAGGUGAAAAGGACUCUACGCCUCACACCCCGACAACCAUAGAACAGGAAGAGGAAGCCCCGUCACCUUGGCCGCACUUCAAUGGCCAGACACAGGAAAUGCCAAUCAAAGAGGGACCCUGUGGGCGGAGCCUGUGUAAUGGAUGGGCAGAGCAUGGGCUGCCACUUCCUGCCACAGAAUUGGGAAACUCUGCCCUGGUCACCACCAAAACCGGACAACCUGUAUAAGUCUGAAGAGUAAUGUGAACAGCAGAAUUAAUACAUAGGGUAAAUAAUCCAACAUACCAGUUGUACUCUUGCUAUGAAUCCAGCUCGUAUUCAUAUUCACUUCAAACUAUAGACCUCGUGAAAUCAAAACUGCAGUUCUGUGGAUCUCAGUUCAUGAUGUUGUCAGAGAUCUUAACAUGGAAGGAGAUGCAGAAAACGAUUCACCAGCAGUGGCAUCUGUCAGUCCUCAAC